Cotesia congregata is the source of this 1563-nucleotide messenger RNA. The record is from the annotation of a GenBank genome assembly. Lineage: Eukaryota; Metazoa; Arthropoda; Insecta; Hymenoptera; Braconidae.
AUGAGUGAAAAACGGAAAAUAUUAGUAUGUGGCGAUGUUCAAGGAAAUUUACGAUUGUUAUUUUCAAAAGUCGAAAAAAUAAAAAAAAAAAGUGGUCCAUUUGAUUUACUGUUUUGUAUUGGAAAUUUUUUUGGUGAAAAUAAUAGCCAAUUAGAAGAGUACAAGAGUGCAAAAGCUAAAAUUCCAAUCAAAACAUUUAUUAUUGGGCCUAACCGAACUUCAGACUUGGGACAUUAUCUAAACUUGGAAAGCUCCGAAAUUUGUCCUGAUUUAAUAUAUUUAGGCAAACGUGGAUUAUAUAUUACAGAUUCAGGUCUAAAAGUAGCGUAUGUCAGCGGUAUUGAUGAACCAGAAUCAACGUUACCUAAAGAAAUUUUAUUGACCGAGAACGACGUUACUUCAGUGAGAAAUACAUGUUUGAAAAACCAACCCAAUUUUAGAGGAGUUGAUAUUCUAUUGAGUUCCCAGUGGCCCAUAGAUGUCAAUCGCCUUGAUUCUACGAAUCAAAAACUUCAUUUUCGUGGUUCUAAGCUAAUUGCAUGGUUAGCUGCCCAAAUUAAACCGAGAUAUCAUGUAUGUGCUUUGGAAGAAAGUUUUUAUGAGCCACCUCCUUACAGAAACAAAUCAAUAAAUGGAGAAAAUAUUGAAAUUGCUACAAGAUUUGUUGCUUUGGCACACAUAACAAAUACAGAGAAGAAAAAAUGGAUUUAUGCUCUGAAUUUAAUUCCCAUUGAUCGUAUGCGCUUAGUAGAUUUAGCGACCAAAACAACCGAUGAAAAGCCUUUUCCUUAUCCUACAUGGACAUUAAAUUCAGAUUGUUUUAACAGCGACAGUGAUAUGGAGCCACGUCAAUAUUUUUAUGGCUUAAAACCAAAUGAAAAUAAACGUUCAUCAGAAAACUCAAAAGGUACAAAAAAAAUGAAAAUAGAAUUCGACCAAGCAAAAUGCUGGUUUUGUUUAUCAAGCCCACAAAUUGAUAAACAUUUAAUUGUAUCGAUUGGUGAUCAAGUAUAUGUGGCUUUGGCAAAGGGUGGAUUAGUAGAUGAUCAUUUACUAAUUUUGCCUGUAAGUCAUCAUCAGAGUUUAGUAGCAUUACCGGAAAAAAUCGAAAAGGAAAUUAAUAAAACGAAAGACUUAUUAACUCGUUAUUAUUCUUAUAUUGGAAAAGUACCAGUAUUUUUUGAACGAAAUUAUAAGAGUUCUCACUGUCAGCUACAAGUAAUACCUGUGAAUAAAAAUUUAGAACCAUACGUAAAGUCAACAUUUCAGGAAAUUGCAAAGAUUGAAAAUAUUCAAUUUUCAACAAUAAAUUCUAGUCUUAAAGAAGUUACUUCACCUGGUGAAACGUAUUUCUAUGUUCAGCUUCCGAGUGGAGAACAACUAUUUCAUAAAAUUGCAAAGAAUUUUCCAUUACAAUUCGGUCGACAGGUUUUAGCCAGUCGAAAAAUAUUGAAUUUAAAUGACAGGAUCGAUUGGAAAACUUGUCAAAUGAAUAAAGAUAAAGAGAUCAAAAUUGUUACUGAAAUUAGAAAAAAUAUUCAAACUUAUCAACUUGAUCUUUAA